Molecule: messenger RNA, 447 nt
Organism: Desarmillaria tabescens
Lineage: Eukaryota; Fungi; Basidiomycota; Agaricomycetes; Agaricales; Physalacriaceae
Exons: 3
Coding region: 1-447 (148 amino acids)
Source: RefSeq, a predicted model, not a curated record
AUGGCUUGCCAGGAUGAUGUGCUUCCUUUGAACAAACCAAUCACGACAUCUAUGGGCGAAUCUAUGCAUGGAUUUGCCUAUUCCCAAGGAAACGAUCUUUUCAAUCUCCACUGUGGGCUACAACAGGAACACGGACGUUUGGUAUUCGAUCCCGAGCAUCGGCUGGACGGACGCUCAACGAAGAAGGAUGUGUCGGCGUUUAUAAUUCACUCCCGUGGAUGGACAAAGGGAAUGUAUCUUCUGGGGAUUUCGGUGCCUUCCCCUCAGCCAGGUACCCUUACGUUCUUUACCUCCGGCACACUAGAGAUGCACGCAUUUUUCGCUGAACUCACCACAGAGGCAGAGCGAACCCGGCGAGAACCAUGUGGUAUAAUGAAAGGUGAUGUGGAGAAAGGCGUCCAACUGCCGCUCAAAGUGAAGCUUGCAUCUCGCGAAGAGCCUGAAUAA